Messenger RNA from Frankliniella occidentalis (western flower thrips), 2970 nucleotides. RefSeq lists its product as uncharacterized. NCBI's taxonomy places the organism in Eukaryota, Metazoa, Arthropoda, Insecta, Thysanoptera, Thripidae. The coding region runs from base 263 to 1093 and encodes 276 amino acids. The record is from RefSeq and is a predicted model, not a curated record. The transcript is spliced from 3 exons.
CUCAUCUCAUCACAUCACACGUCCCGCGUCCGUCCCUUUUGAUGUGGGUCCCGGGGCGCCCGUCUGUGUGGGUGUCGCGGGGUGCGGGGCGAGGGGCUGGAGUCGCAUCCCGAGGCGACGACACGAACCAUUAUCCCUCCGCGUUGGCCAACAAGGUGGCGGAGGGCGGGGGAGCGAGUGGAAAGCGAGAGGAAAAGCUCUUAAGUGUGGCGCGGGUGCGCGCGGCCAGCCCAGUCCGCGCCCAGGACCCGCCCGGAGGACAAUGCCGCGACAGGUGCUCCUGCUGCUGGCGUGCACAGCCGCGGCGUGCCAGUGCGCGCCCAGGGAGGAGGACGAGUCCGCCCAGAGGAUGCACGCCGCUGAGCCGCAGGCGCAGGCCUCGGGCAGCGAGCGGCUGAACCUCGUCUCCGCGAGUGGCUGGCGGCCCAUUCACGACGUCCUGGCGGCCGGCUCGUCGGCGGCCAGCGGGGAGCACCGCCUACCCAGGACGCCGUCGUACGCCGCCCCGCUGUCUGCCGCCGAGCUCGCGCGGCCCAAGGACCUCCAGAGGACGUCCAAGAGGGACCUGUCCGUCGAGCGCAAGGAGCAGGACCGGCAGCGGGUCGACGUGGUGCUGCCUGUGGGCGUGGGGGCGCCGGGGGCGCGCGCCACCAGGGACCCGCUGCCGCCCAGGACGGCGCCGUGGGACAGGCCGCGCGUCGCGCCCAUCAGCGAGCCGGACAACGACGUGGAGUCCGUGUACGGCUACCGAUACCCGCCCCCGAUUCUCGGCGGCCCCGGCCUGCAGGCCGUCGCGGCGGGACCCUCGCCGACGGCGCCCUUCUGGGAGGCGGCGUGGCUGCGACGCCGCGAGCGUCUCCUGCAGGAGCUGGGCCUGCCGUCGCUGCUGCCGCCGCCGCCCUGCCGCUGCGCCCCGGUCGACCCCUGCCUCGGCUACCUCCCCGACGGGAACCCGGGCCGCUACCGCCUGGAGACGGACCCGUACCGCCUGGGCGUCGGCCCCUACGGGCUGUACGGCGCCUGGGGCCGGCCGCUGCACAGCCACAACUCUGCGCCGCUGGGGGCGGCCCAGCUCCACGACAACCCCAACUAGUGCGAUGUGCUGCCCAGCGGCCCCUCUGUGUGUCUGUUUUAGGGGCGUGUUCUAUCGGACGCGAUCGUUCCCCCUCGCCCCGCCACCACCCCUGCGCUCCGACUCCCUCUGGUCUUUUUUCCCUGGAGGGAAAACGGCGUCCCUUUCAAAGAAAAGCGCGUUACGCGUCCUGUCCGCCCUCGCACCGCCCCCGCGCCGCUCCGCACUGCCCCGCCCCCCGCUCCACCAAAUUCCGCCGGCGCUAUAACGUGAAUUACUGCGUCGCGGUCCCCGACUUGGUCUCUCCCUGGAGACCAACCACCCCGCCCAGCUGGACAAAGACCUUCUUGUGCUUCCCCGAGAGUUGUGAGCGCCGCCCCUCCCCGCCAGGCGCAGUGUCUGACAAGGAUUCCGCCCGCCCCGAGGAUGGCGACACGGCGUGCCGUGCCGGCCUCCCGUCCUUGUCUUGCUGGAGGAGCUACGCCCAUCGCGACGGGCCGGAGAGGAGGAGAGACUGCACUCUAUUCUGCCCGAGCCCGGCGGCCGGCCCGGGCCCGGCAACGGCACAGCCUCCGAGGCCCGCGAGCGGCGUUCGGUUUGAUUCUGAGAUAUUACAUCUGAGUCUGCCGGACAUAAAGAAGGCCCUGCUGAGCACCGCCGCACCGGCGUGGCUCUGGGAGGCCUGAGGCCGUGCCGGGGGGCAAGCUGAUCCGCCGGCUGACGGGGGAGUUUUAGCCGUAUAGACCCCCCUUCCCCCUACCUCACCCCCCUCCGUUUUAGAGAAGAGUUUAAUGGAGGGGGGGGGGGAGGGGGAUAGUUGGGAGCCCAGGAGGGGGCUCGGGCCGAACGGAGGGGGCUUAACUGGCGAACCCCUUUAAUUCGCUGUGCCGUUCACCCUCCCGGGUGCUAUUUUCGGCUACGGUAGUCAUCACUGACAAGCAUAGAGCACGGAAAAAAACAACUUUAUUCUAUAGAAAUUUGUCUAAUUUUGUGAUAUUCUAAAAAAUAUGUUUCUACUUGUAUUAUACUUAUAUCUAAUCAUUCCAUAGGAUGCUUUUAUUCAAUUCGUUGUGCCCCUAUAAUGCGCUCUACACACACGUCCGAGAGGAAAGGGCCGCUUUUCCUGUCGUUUCCAGAAUAGACUCGCUCUGAAGACUCCUCCCCUCCCCCUUCUCUCUCUCCAGCUGUCACGCUCGUGUAUUUGUCACAAUGUGCGGCGCGGCAAGGUGGCCGCGCCACGCCACGCCACGCUGCGGGGACGCCGCGCUCACAGAUUUAGAGACAGUUCGUCAGCCAGCGAGCGCUUGACCCCGCGCUGAGCAGAGCAGCCGCUUCCUGUUUCGGGAGCCGCUACGUACUGGAUUACAUUGGGGCCUACAUGGGGACUACACAGGCUACAGUACAUAGGGACUAGCAGCUCUGGGCGUGCAGGGGGGAGGGGAUCUGGGACACGGCUGCCACCCGCCAUGCUGCGCUCCCAUGCCUUUCCUCCUAGUCCAACGGGACGGGCCUAAGCUGCUUACACCACGAUGCGUGAAACACAAGCCAAUUAAUCUUUGAUUGAGGGAAGUAUUGAAAAGGCAUUAAUGUACCGUUGUCGUCCUGGGCGGCUUGGAGGAGGAUUGUUGGACACUCGCUGGACAACACGGCGGACGUGUGGGCGUAUCAGGCUUCUGGAGAACAUGCUGGAGGCUGUCUGCUUUGUUCGUACUGGACUCGGUAAUUGUGAUGACUGCAUAAACCCGUGUAACUCUUCACAGCGCAUACAAGUGUAACGGAUUUGUUGGAUAAUAAACCAUGUUGAGAAGUCGUGUGGUUAUGUGAGUGGUGUACAUUCCGACCCGGCGGCCCCGCCCCAGCGCCAUGUGUCACCACGCCCGCCCCACAGGGCCCCGUGC